Messenger RNA from Gracilinanus agilis (Agile Gracile Mouse Opossum), 2496 nucleotides. RefSeq names its product zinc finger CCCH-type containing 12B (gene ZC3H12B). The transcript has 5 exons. Gene Ontology annotation, molecular function: metal ion binding; mRNA binding; RNA endonuclease activity. The coding region runs from base 1 to 2496 and encodes 831 amino acids. The record is from RefSeq and is a predicted model, not a curated record. Gene Ontology annotation, cellular component: cytoplasmic ribonucleoprotein granule; nucleus. Lineage: Eukaryota; Metazoa; Chordata; Mammalia; Didelphimorphia; Didelphidae.
AUGCUAAGAAUGAAGAAGAGAUCUUCCAAAGAAGGGAGCAACCGUCAGCAGGGAGCUACUGAGGACUGGAGCAUCGAGUCCGAUGAUUGGACCAGCUCGGAGAGUGAGCCAGAGCAGCUAGGCAUGCGAAAUCCCAACCACCCCCAAUGGCAAGAACGAGGACUGCCCCCCAAGCCCCACCGGCAGCUCUGCCGCUCCCCUUGCCUAGACCAGCCCAGCUUCUCUCAGAGCGGCACCCUGAAGGACCCCAAGCUCAAAGACAAGCCCCCCAUGAACAAGGAGUACCAGGCCAAAAUGGACUUUGCUUUAAAACUGGGCUAUGCUGGGGACCAGAUUCAUACGGUUCUGAGCAAACUGGGCUCGGAUGCCCUCAUCAAUGACAUACUGGCUGAACUUGUAAGACUAGGGAAUAAGAGCGAGGAAGAAGGGCAGAAGAGCGGAGGAGCAGAACACAGCCAUGGUGCCAGGGACGUGGCCAGCCCGGAGUUGUCCCUAGAAGAUGAGGUCACAGACACCACCGAGAACUUGAGACCUGUUGUCAUAGAUGGAAGCAAUGUAGCCAUGAGCCAUGGGAACAAAGAAGGCUUCUCCUGCAGAGGAAUACAGUUAGCCGUAGACUGGUUUCUGGAGAAAGGACAUAAAGAUAUUACGGUAUUUGUGCCUGCCUGGCGGAAGGAGCAGUCUCGCCCUGAUGCGCCGAUUACAGAUCAAGAAAUCUUACGGAAACUGGAGAAAGAAAAGAUUCUCGUCUUCACCCCGUCGCGCAGAGUGCAAGGCAGGAGGGUGGUCUGCUAUGAUGACCGCUUCAUCGUCAAGCUGGCUUUCGACUCUGAUGGCAUCAUCGUGUCCAAUGAUAACUACCGAGAUCUGCAGAACGAGAAGCCCGAGUGGAAGAAAUUCAUCGAAGAGAGGCUUCUCAUGUUUUCGUUUGUCAAUGACAAGUUUAUGCCUCCUGAUGACCCCUUAGGGCGCCAUGGCCCAAGUCUGGAAAAUUUCCUAAGAAAGAAACCUGUGAUUCCUGAACAUAAGAAGCAGCCGUGCCCUUACGGCAAAAAGUGCACAUACGGACACAAGUGUAAAUACUACCACCCAGAGCGAGCCAACCAGCCACAGCGAUCUGUCGCCGAUGAGCUCCGCAUCAGUGCCAAACUGUCAGCUAUCAAAACCAUGAGUGAGGGAGCAUUGGCCAAGGGCGCCACCGCUGCCCCGGCACCAGCUUCCAAGAGCGAACCCAGCUCCGAAGGGAAACGGGUUGCGCCCAAGCGCCAAUCGGACCCCAGCAUCCGGUCUGUGGCCGUGGAAACCGAAGAGAGGCUGCCUAUCAUUCGUAAACCUGAAACCAACUCGGCCCCCUCCCUGGUGACGGCCCUGAGCGUCCCCACGCUCCCCCCUUCCAAAAGCCAUGCGGCAGGUGCCCUGAAUACCCGCUCUGCAAGCAGCCCAGUGCCUGGUUCCUCCCAGUUCGCCCAUCAGAAAUCUUCCUUGGAACACACAGCCAGUAUGCAAUACCCACCCAUCCUGGUCACCAACAGCCAUGGCACCUCUGUCAGCUAUGCCGAGCAGUACCCAAAGUAUGAGUCUUUGGGGGACCAUGGCUACUACUCUUUGAUGAGUGACUUCUCCAACAUAAGCAUCAACAGCACUCGAGGUGCAGACUACUAUGGGGCUGAGCCAGAUCGUCACGGGCGUGGCAUGUACUCUCGCAAUCCCAGCCCCUGCCAGGACAAACACAUGAGCCAUACAAGCAGUGACCCUUAUUCCUCAUACAGUGAUUUGUAUUUGGGUGUAGUGGAUACUGGUCAGGAAGAAGCUAUGAAGGUAAACCGAUCGUGCUCACAAAACCAUCUCCAGCCUUUUUCACAUGGUUACCAUGAAGCCUUAACAAGAGUACAUAGUUAUGGUCCAGAUGAGGCCAAGCAGGCUCCCCACAAACAUCCAGUGCCCCGUUUAGUGCUGCAUGGCCAGCACCCCGUAGUGGGAGCCCGAUCUAGUUGUCCCGGAGAUUAUCCCGUGCCUCAGAGCAUCCACCCCCCCGGCACAGCCCCACCAGGCCGAGCACUGGUCAUGACACGGAUGGACAGCGUUUCUGACUCCCGCCUCUACGAUGGCAACCCGAUGAGGCAGAGGCGACCACCCCUGUGCCGCGAACAGCAUGCCAGCUGGGACCCUCUGCCCUAUCCUGCUGCUGCCGACUCCUUUGGUUAUCACUCUUACCCCUUGAGCACCAAUCUCAUGCAGCCUUGUUAUGAGCCGGUCAUGGUAAGGAGCAUGCCUGAAAAAAUGGAGCAGAUCUGGCGGAAUCCCUGGGUUGGGAUAUGCAGCCAGCCAAGAGAGCAUCAUCACGUGAUCCCUGAACACCAGUACCAGACCUAUAAGAACCUCUGCAAUAUCUUCCCAGUUGGCAUUGUCCUCUCGGUAAUGGAGAAGAAUCCUCACAUGACUGAUGCUCAGCAGCUGGCAGCCAUGAUUGUGGCCAAGUUGAGAUCGGGACGCUAA